AAGUUUUAAUUUAAAAAUGUUUACUGUAUCACAUUUCCAUGACAGUGGACUCCUUUGGCUAUACAUUCUGUGAGCAUGAUAAUAACCUGUACAACCACCUGAUGAAGGAGCAGUGCUUCGUAAGCUAUUGCUUCCAAAUAAACCUGUUGGACUAUAAUAGGUGUUGCGGGAUUUUUAACUUGCCUCACACCAGCACCUUCAAGUCACCAGGCUGCAGGAACAUCAAUCACGCCUCGGGGGCUCCGUGAUUGACUGUUGUCUGGCCCAAUUGGAAGAGAAGGCUGGUGACCCUCCAACCAAUAGGUGUAACCAAGGGAUGGGUCUAGCCGUAGCGUCACGUGACCAUGCUCUUAGGGUUGAGCCUAUGUGUGGCUGAAUAAGGGGGAUAAAGGAAUUGGUCAAAAACAGAGGAGGGAAAUGGUGAUCGAGUGGACAUAAACACCCGACAUAGAUUCUCAGACUCGAAUUCGUGUCACGUUUGCAGCACACGGAAAAUGUCUGCAGGCCUUACGCAGUGACAGCUGAAGGUGACCGCCGCCAUUGUUAUUCCUGUAUUGAAAGGAGGAAACAGGUGUCACAUCAGGACCUGAAUACAUUGAAUUUGAACAUGGAAGGAAAAACCAUACAUGGGAAGAAACCAUACAGAUGCUCUGUGUGUGGGCGAGGCUUCAACCAUUCAUCUGGUCUGUCGAGACAUAAGCUCAGUCACACUGGAGAAAAACCGUGGAAAUGUAGAGAUUGUGGCAAGGCAUUUACAUCCCCCUCUGACCUGGAAAGGCAUCGGCGGAGUCACACUGGGGAGAGGCCUUUUUCAUGCUCUGUGUGUGGGAAAGGAUUCAAUCAGUUGUCCAACUUGCUGCAACACCAGCGAGUUCACACCGGGGAGAGACCUUUUAAAUGCCCAGACUGUGGGAAGUGUUUUAAAAGUGCUGGAGAACUGAUGUCCCAUCAACGUGUUCACACUGACGAAAGACCGUUCAGAUGCUCUCACUGUGACACUCAGUUCAAGUACUCAUCUGACCUCACUGUCCACCAGCGAGUUCACACUGGGGAGAAACCAUUCACCUGCUGUGAGUGUGGGAAGACAUUCUCUCAGUUAUAUAACUUGUUGACACACCAGCGAGUUCACAGUGAUGACAGACCUUUUAAGUGUUCUGACUGUGGUAAGUGCUUUAAAUGUUCAGGGAAUCUGAUAACACAUCAACGUGUUCACAGUGAUGCGCGACCUUUUAAAUGUCUGGACUGUGGAAAGUGCUUUAAAAGCUCUGGAGAACUGAUGUCGCAUCAACGUGCUCACACUGAUGAGAGACCAUUCAGAUGCUCACAUUGUGGGAUCGGGUUCAAGAAAUCAUAUAACCUCACUGUACACCAGCGACUUCACACUGGGGAAAAGCCAUUCACCUGCUCAGAGUGUGGAAAAGGAUUCACUCAGUUAUACAAUCUGCAGACACACCAGCGAGUUCACACAGGAGCACGACCAUUCACCUGCCCCGAGUGUGGGAAGGGAUUUACUCAGUCAGCCCACUUGGUCAGACACCAACAAGUGCACAAAAAAAUAUAUUGAUUGGAUUUUACUGUGAAUUAUCAUCCAGGACAAAACUAUGUCCUGGUGUUUGUGUCUGCUGAUAUUAAUGAACUACAGUUUAGUCGAGUGUUAAUAUUCUGAAUAAAUUAAAAUAAAUUAGCUGUGUGUUAACCACA
Chiloscyllium plagiosum (whitespotted bambooshark) is the source of this 1701-nucleotide messenger RNA. The record is from RefSeq and is a predicted model, not a curated record. NCBI's taxonomy places the organism in Eukaryota, Metazoa, Chordata, Chondrichthyes, Orectolobiformes, Hemiscylliidae.